AUGGGGAAAUCCGCGCGCGCCGCGUCUCGGCGAGAGAUCCGAUCGUCGCGAAGCGCGGCGCUGGAGAUGACGGCGGACGAGCGCUCGAAGUUUGACGCCAAGCAGGCGGCGCUCGCGCGGGCGAUGGCGAAGCCAAAGGUGCCGGUGAUGAAUUCAAAGGCGCACCGAAACAUGGUCAUGGACGUGGACAUGGACGGAGCGCGUGAAGAGGAGGAGUUGGUCGUGGACGAGGCGACGCUGAUGCGAGCGAAGGAUGCGGAGAGGCGAAACGAUGAGGCGAGCGCGUGGGGGUUGAACGCGGUGGGUAAGGCUGAUAUUUUUUUGAAGACGAAGAGCCGCGGCGUGGGCAAGGGACGACGGGACGCGUCCGUCGCGCCGACGCCGAAACAGUUGGCGGCGCAGACGUUCGUCGUGGACGCGAAAUCAAGAAAAAAGAUGAAGAGACAGUUGAAACAGGUCAAGGGGGCGCGAUUGAAGGUUCGGGCGUGA
Molecule: messenger RNA, 489 nt
Organism: Ostreococcus tauri
Lineage: Eukaryota; Viridiplantae; Chlorophyta; Mamiellophyceae; Mamiellales; Bathycoccaceae
Product: unnamed product
Exons: 1
Coding region: 1-489 (162 amino acids)
Source: RefSeq, a predicted model, not a curated record